AAGAGGCCAGCCGCAUGAAGAGCAUGCUGCCCCAGAAGAGCCCUGUCUCGCCCCUGGCCUACAGCACAGGUAACACACACACACACACACACACACUCGGCCCUACCCUCUUUCACCUCUGACUUCCCCUUGACCCCAGUCCUCUCUUCUCCUUUGUUCCCCCUCUAUAGAUCCCAUAUCAGCCCCUAGUCCCACAGUUCUCAUAUCACUUCCUCUCUCCCACUGUGUUAGGGUACAGUUACUGGUGGACCCCACCACGACAGGUGUGCGUGAUUGAGACGUGGUCACGUGUAACUACUUUAUUGAGGAAAAAUUUACUUGUUAUGACUCUGAUAUGUGGUUGUCUCACCUAGCUAUCUUAAGAUGACUGAACUAACUGUGAAUCCCUCUGGAUAGAGGGGACUUAGCGACUGCUAAAUUACUAAAAUGUAAAUGUGAAAUAAAGCAUUCUUAGGUCCUUAAUGUGUAUGCAGAUAUCUUCAUAGAUAUGUUUUUGCUGAGGCAGAGGGUCUUUGACGAGUCACAGGUUUAGAAACACAGACACACACAACUUAAACACACUUCUCAAGACGGGUGGAAUGUUUUUCACAUCUGGCGAUAACUGUCAUCGUGGUGAUGCAGCUGUAUUCCGCUGUAACCGUGGUGAUUGAUCUCUGCAUUUGAACAUGGUGUGUGUGUCUGCUGUAUAUCAGCGCUGCUCGCUCACUGUCUCUGCAGCUAGACAGCAGGAAUGUACACACACAAAUAUACAUCUGUAUAGGGGUCUCUCACUCACACACACUGAACACAAUUGUAUAGCGAGCAGCCAUGAGCUUUUAGGGUUAAUAGUUUCGUAAAGAUCAGAGUGAGCUGAUAUGAGCCAGACCUUAAAGGAAAAUCUGUCCAUAUAUGGAGCCCAGCGUGUGUAUGUGUGUGUGUGUGUGUGUUUCUGACAGCGUCUCGAGACCUUAAUGUCUUCUGCUUUCUGUCCCAUUUCUCCCCCUCCUUACAAGGCUGAGGUUAAACCUUUCACACUAGGACCCCUCGCUCACACACUCCUACACACACUGUCAUGUGUACACACACAGGACAUGCACAGAAUACACACUGUCAUGUACACACUCUUCUAGGUAAACACACUUCGACAUGUGGACACAGUAGCCACACACAUGUCCGUCUACAUUUAGUGAUUCUAUGUGUGUUUUGGAGGUUGUGUGUGUGUGUGUGUUAUUGUCUUGACAGUAUGUAAAGAGUGGUCCCAUUACUCAGGGGAAAAAUGGCUAACCUUCUUGUCUCCUUUUUGUUUAGCUCAUUGAUGAGUAAAAUAACUAGGUUUCCUCUCCACUGCUUUCACCUACAGAGGAUUUUCAGAUCAGUGAUGAUAAAGGGGGGAUUGAAGAAAUUCCUGACCACUGAGAGGUUUUCUAUUUCCCCAAAAAAACAAUUCCCCAGGAAGUUGGUUGCUCUGCUACAUUUAGAGACCGGAACUACCGUGUGUGUUAGUUUUAGAUCUGAGAAUAGGUGGGUGCGUGUGAGUGCGUUUUUGUGUCUGUGUGUGUUGGCUCUCGGGCCCUCUGUGUGUUAUGGGCCAUUUGCUGGCAGUUCUCUGUUGUUUGUGUUAUGAGUGUCCUGCCAAGCCCAGCUAGGAAUAGACUUAGCUGCAGGUACAACCACCGUAUAACUUUCUCCUUUACUCUCAGACCAAAAGCACACAUGGGAAGGCAUGACCCACGUAUACAUAGAACUGUUGGCAGAACAAUAAUAACACCCUCAGACCUAUAGGCUUCAACAGACUAAACAGAUAAUGGACAGAGAGCUAAUGUAAAUAAUGUUUUUUUACUGUUCACUUAGUGGUGAAGAUGGACACUGUUUAAAUAACAUGUCUUAUGUGUAUUUACUUUUGCUUUCUCCUCUCCUGUAUCAACUGUUGCAUUGUCAAGAAGGAACCUGCAAGUAAGCAUUUCGUUGGACGGUGUAUACCAUGUGUAUCUUGUACAUACAACUAAUACAACUUGAACUUGAACUCCUCUCCCUCCCCAUCUCCUCCCUCCCUCCCCAUCUCCUCCCUCCCUCCCCAGACUAUCUGAAGUUCAGUAGUGACUACAGUCAUGGGGUGGUGGGAGGGGCCGGCAGUGCAAGAGGGAUGCGUUCUGCCUCAGAGCUCCGUGAUUUGAUGGACACCUUACAACGAAAGAAGAUUGCCCUGGAGACCAGCCUGAGAGCCAAUGGUGACUCUAGCCCCUCCUACUUCAGUAUGACACAGGUAUGACAGCUGUAGCUCUGAACGAACCCCAGCAGGACUGAGGCAUGCGCUAGAUGGACAUGGUUUUACACUUCUAAUGUAUUUUCUCUCACACUCUCCCAGUCUCCGCCCACCACGCCUGUGACCUCACCCACCUCGAUGUUGUCAGCCUAUCAAGAGCAGGCUAGGCGUUUCUACGGCUCUGAUCGCCCGCCCCUCUCCGGCAAAGCCGCCGCCCCUCCCUCCCCCUCUCGGCGCUCCGACCCCCCUUCCUCCCGAUCCUCCAUGACCCGGAACCAAUCCUACCAAUCACAGGACAGCCUGCUGGUGUCCUCUGGCGACGGGCGACGCCAACUAAACCCAAACUCCUCCCCCCUGUUGUCGAUGUGGAACGGUGGAGGUUCCUCUAACUCGGUGGCCGGUGGUGAGAGCCUCUCCUCUCCUCCUCCAUCCUCAUCCCUCUCUCCAUCCAGUGGAGCGGCCAGCGUGCCCUCCAGCCCCCGCCUGGGACGCCGAAGUCACGGCAACCAUGAGUCGACGCCUAGCAACCGUACCAGGAAGUACUCUGCAGGAUCGAUAGGCAGCAUGAUGGGAAGUCACAGCCUCUCUCUGCCCCGCCUCUGCCCGUCAUCGUCUCCACGUUCCCAUGACAAUGGAGCCCUGGCGCUCUCUACCCUCCCCCCGACCUCGCGGCGCUCUGAACCGCUACGCAACUCCUCUCACAACAAUAGCCAAAACCACACCACAAACAGUAACUACAACCAUAACCAAACCACUAACUUUAACUACAGCCAGGCACAAAACAUGAACCACAAGGGGAACCAAGGCGAGGGGGUGGUAUCCAUCUCCCUCUCCUCCCCAAAGUCUCCCACCCAGGCCCCUCCAGACGUGACUGUCCCGUUCCGAUCAGGGGGCUCCUCCAGCCCCCGCGUGGCCAAGAAACUCAGCCUCACCUCCACCAGCUCCACAUCCAGCCUCCAGGAGCCAGAGUGGCCAGCCAGCUGCGGAGUCUCCCCAGGACCAGAGCUUUUUUUCGCGGAGAGGGAGCACAGGGGUGGCAGCCUGGAGCCUGGUCUAGGGUUAGGGGAACGGAGACAGUCUUUUGGGAAGGGAGGUAUAGAGCCAGGUUUAGGGUUAGGGGAACGGAGACAGUCUUUUGGGAAGGGAGGUAUAGAGCCAGGUUUAGGGUUAGGGGAACGGAGACAGUCUUUUGGGAAGGGAGGUAUAGAGCCAGGUUUAGGGUUAGGGGAACGAAGGCAGUCAUUUGGGAAAGGAGGGGUGGGGCUGGGGGCGGGGGUGACCCCACCGGGGGGGUUCAGGGCGAGGAGUGGCAGUAUCAGCUCCCUGAGUGGGAAAGAAGAACUGACUGACUACCAUCAUCGCCAGAGAGAUGAAAGACUACGAGAACAGGAGGUGGAGAGACUGGUGAGUAGUGUGUGUCUUUGUGUGUGUGUCUUUUUUAAAAUAUCUGAAUGAAAUAGCAAUGCUAUGAGGAACAGGAUAGCAUCUACCUCCUUAACACACUUCGGGAGCUGCACUGUUGGGGCGUACACACACAGAUGAAUAUGCACGUACACGCACAUAUGUUCGCUCAGGGUUCAAGUUCAGUACUAAGGCAGAUGCCUCUGGCUGCUAGCCUAUGUUAACAUGCUUAGCUAUUCUUACUCCUCCACUGGGUUGGGUCCGGUUUAGAGGAAAACACUGGCUUUUUUGGGCCCUCUGUGGUUCUGUGUGUGUGGUUCCGUAAGUGGGGCCAUCUGGAGUUCCGCCCAGUUGGUUGGUUUGGAUCGUUUGGAACCCAUAACAGAACCGUCAGACGUGGGCUAGAACCAGAUUUAGGGCAGGUGGAUACACUCUCUCUCUCUCUCUCUCGCUCUCUCUUCUUCUGUCACACACAAAGUAAACAGCGCUAAGUCCAAAAUAAAGUUGUGCAGCCACAUAACUACACCGGUGGCUUUCAUACAGGUGUUGGGCAACAUAAACGUCCUUUGAGGUGUGCUGAAUAUUCCCAGAGGAUCAUUUCUGAAAUUAUUUUCCCUAGCAACGUAAAUGCUGCCUUCAUGGGAGAACACACAAAGAUGUCGGAAACACACAUCUAUGCACCAAUCACUGAACAGAAUUAGGCUUUAUCUCAAUAGUGUAAAAUAGCUUCCUCUCCUUCAUCUUCGCUAUUGUAGACUAUUGAGAUACAUCUCCUCUGUAUGCUAACUGUCCCACUGGUGGAUCCACUCUGCCCUCUAGGGGUGGGACAGGAGAACUUCACUACUACUCUGUCCCUGAUUUCACUAUUGGGACUUUCUCCCUCCAGCUGCAGAGAGAGAGAUAGAGAGAGAGAGAGAGAGAGAGAGAGAGAGAGAGAGAGAGAGAGAGGAAUAUAGAACGAUAUAAGAGAAGAGAUGCGAGAUAGUAGAGCGAGGAGAGAGAUAGCGACGAGAUCUCUCCGCUCAGCGCUCUCUCUCUUCUCGCGCUCUCGCUCUCUCGUCACUCAUCUCGCGCUCUCUCUCGGCUCUCUCUCUCUAGCCUCGUCUCCUCUCUCUCGCUCGCGCGCUUCUCGCUCUCUCUCUUCUCGGCUUCUCGCCUCUCUCUCCCAACUCUCGCUCGCUCUCCGCCUCUCUCUCUCUCUCCUCUCUCUCUCUUCUCGCCGCGCGCCCUCUCUUCUACUCCUCGUCUCUCUUCUUUCUCUCUCUACUCUCUCUGUACUCUUCUCUCUUUUCGCUCUCUCUCUCUCCUCCCUCUCGUCGCCUCUCGCUUCUCUCCUCUCGUCGCGCUCGUAUCGAUUUCCCUUUUUUCCUUAUCCCUCUUUUCCCUCCUCUUCCUUGAAAUGUCUUUAUUCUUUUGGAACUUUUUUGAGUGUAAUGUUUACUGUAAAAAAACUAAACAUCACUUUUGUUUAUUAUCUAUUUCACUUGCUUUGGCAAUGUAAACAUAUGUUUCCCAUGCCAAUAAAGCCCUUAAAUUGAAUUGAGAGGGGUGGGAAGAGACAGGGAAGGGGGAGAGAGAAAAUGGAGGAGGGCAGAGGGGGAGAUUGUGAAUGGGGAUGGGAGGGAGGGAGGGAGGGAGGGAGGGAGGGAGGGCAAGAUGGGGAGAAAGAGUGAGAGGGUGUAGAUCAGGAGAAAGGGAUGGUGAGAGGAGAGGAAGGAUUACAUUUCCAUAUUUCUAUAUCAGUAUAUCCUCUCCUCUCCUGUGGGUGCCAGGGCUGUUUGUGAUCAGAUCAGGUUACACCCAGAGCCAGUUGCUGUUAUUAACGGUACUCCUUCACCUCCUUUUGUGUAGCAGGUCUACAGGGGUUUGUCUCCAUUAGGACUGAAUCAGGUGUCAAAUUGACAGAGUAUUGCUUUACUCUGCUACUUGUUGACUGACUGUUGUUUAGUAUUGGCCUCUGUUUGUGUGUGUGUGUAGGUGUGUAUGCAUGUGGGAUGUAUUUCUAGUCUCUCUCCUGUGUGCGUGCGUGUUUGGGAUAUAUUUCCAAAGUUGUAUGUAGUAUGUUGGGCUUUUCCGGUUGGAGAUUCUGAUUCAGAGCCAAUAACAUUCACAGGAAAGCCUCCUGCCACCUCUUCUCUCUCACACUCACACACACGCAUGCUCUCUCACCCUCUCUUCCGCUCUCUCUCUCACUGUAUCUGAUAGCAGUCACUCAGUUCUCGGGGCGAUGUGGUUUCUAGUUUCUCUCACCUGCAGCAGUGCAUUGCAGAUAGCAGCCCACUGUCUUAGUGCAUUUCUAUAGCUAGUUCAGUAGCACAGCGCUAGUAGUUAGUUAGUAAAUUAGUAGUUAGUUAGUUAGUUAGUUAGUUAGCUAUAGGUUUAGUUUGUGUUAUUGUGGGCUGUUGUUAUUCUCUAUGAGGGAAAUAUAAGGGCUAUGAGAAAAUUCUGUUUCCUCUAUGAAGAUCUGUGAGUGUGUGAGGAGUAAUGCUCCUAACGGCAGCCAUGCUUCCACAGGUAAUAUCUGUGUAUUUGGCUCUCAGUUGGACAUAGAUAAGCAUACAUGUUUUUGCUUUCUUUGCUGUGUGUGUGUGUCUCUGUACAUAUAUUUCAAAGUGUGUCUGUGUGUGUAACUCUAAGUACGUAUUUGUAUGGGCUUCUAACUGUGUGUGUGUGUGUUGUAGGAACGCCAGCGGCUGGAAACCAUUCUGUCUCUGUGUUCAGAGCUGGGUCGAUCGGAGCAGGACAAGGAGAGGGGUGUUGGUUCUAGUGUCGGUACCAGUGCUGGUCUAGCCGACCUUCAGAAGAUCAACCGGGAACUAGAGAAACUCCAGGUCUCUGACGACGAUGAGUCAGAAUCCGUCUUCUCCGACUCAACCGUUAACGGAAAUGGGGCCGGUAGCGACUCGGAGAACGGUUACUACGGUAACGACGAGGAGCGUCCGGUCCGACAGCGACGGAGCAGCGGCCACCGUGACAACCGGGCGGAAUCGCCGGCCAUCAGUCUACGAAGCUCUGCCACCUCGCCCACCGUGCGCCUGCCGAGGACCAAUCAGGUGAGAGUUCUUCACUUUCUCUCUCUCUCUUUUACUUUCUCUCUCUCUCUCUUUCUCCCCUUUUUUAUUUGAUCUCUUGUUCCCUUUCUCCUGUACUUCUUUCAGCCAACCUCCCUGUGUCUCUCUCACAUACACACACACAGAGAUACAUACGGUGCUACUGCUGUCCUUCCUCUGAGUAAAGCUUAAUUAAGCCUUGUUAAAUGAUUGACAGGAGGCAGAGUGUUUAUCACCUGGCAACCUGUUAACGAGACCUCUGGUCAGGCAAUCCUUACACAGGCCUAAUCAAGCUUAAUAACAGCCUAUGAAGCUUUAUGCAGCUCAAUGUAGCUUCUCAUGACUAAAUGAGAGUUAAAGGAGAGAGAGGAGAGUGGUAGAGCGAGAGGUAGAGAGAAAGAGAGCUCCCCUCUCACUGUAAACAGAAGAAAACACACACUAGCCCUGGCCAUGUUUCAACCCCUCCUUGUACAUUCCUUAGUUCUGAUGUGGAAACUCCUCUGAAAUCUGACUUACUUUACCAUUUAAGGUCCACAUACUGUAUUUUCCCUACUCUCAAAAAUGUAUUCUCUUCUUAAACCUCCACAGCGACCUAUUGUUUUAGAGGUCAGGGUUGUUUGCUGUGGUGAAUUAGUCUUCUAUUUAACUGUGUGAGAACCCGGAGGGCUGGAUACUGUAAAGCUGGGUUGCUGUUAGAGGAGGUCAAACACAUGAGAUAUUUACAGUCUGGUUAUUAGAUUAGAGAGUGCUAAGGAUAGCAAUCUAAGGUGGGCAGCUGGCGUGUGUGUGUGUGUGUGUGUGUGUGUGUGUGUGUGUGUGUGUGUGUGGAUAGCAAAAUCAGUAUGAACAGCUGCAUAGUUUCUGGUGAGUAAUUGAAGUUACUCUAUAGAUAGCUUAAUUGGUUGGAUUUAGCUAUCAUGUUAACACCUAGAACUUUUCUAUAAACCAUAGUGUUUUUCACCCCUCAUUCUGGACGACCUGUAGCUUUUGUUCCAGCCCUGCACUAACACACAUGAUUCAACUAAUCAUCAAGAUGUAGAUAAACGGAAUUGGGUUGGUUAGUUCUUGGCUGGAAACACACUCACUCCCUGUAGCUCUCCAGGACCAGUGAAUAAAGAACAUAGCAUAGAUUCCAUUGUGAGAGUGUGUUGUCAUCUUUAGGCGCCGGUGGAGGAGGGCCAGCGGAGGCAGGAAGUGACCCGUGUGGAGGAGGAGAGGAUCCAGGUGCUGAACAACAUGGAGGAGCUAGAACAGAAGAUCAAAGAACUGGACAACCAGAUGGACGAGUCUCUCAGAGAGGUAGAGGAAGGCAGGGAGGGGGGGAGGGAGAUGGGAGAGGGGGAGGGAGAUGUAGGGAGGGAGAAGGAGGUAAAAGAGGUAGAGAUAGAUAAAGCCUAACUCCCUCUUUCUCUCCAUCCAGGUGGAGGUGGAGCGCGCCCUGGUGGAGGCGGAGCAGCAGGCGGAGCUAGCAGCCCUGCAGCAGGAGAGAGAUGCUCUGGAGACACUCAACACCAAGAUGUCCGACAUGGAACAACAGGCACAGAACCAGAAGACUCCGGUAAUACCACUGUGUAAUAACACGGGGUCAACUGGGAUCAACUCAACAUGAGGGAGGGAGAGAGAAUGAGUGAGAAUAAAAAUGUUUGUGUGUGCGUUUGUGCUGCUACAUGGAGUUUGUGAGAGUAUGUGGUGUCAUAAGCACUGUGUGCAAAUGUAAUGUGAGCAUGCUGCAGUAUGUAUUCUGUAGCCACACCCAACGAUACAUUGAUUGACAUGUGACUAGCUGACUUGGUAUGUGUAAAUCCUUGUCAUGCUGUCUCCGGUCCAAAUAUACAGCCGUUAAUACACAACCGGGUAUAGCGGUCACUACCCUAGCCUAUCACACACACAGGGGGAGUGUGUGUGUUAUAGUGAGGUUCUACUAAAAGAUUGAUUACAGGGGAAUGAAGUGGGGUAGGGGAAUGAAGUGGGGUUGGAUGGAUAGGAGGAAGUAUGUCUGUGUGUUGGCACCCUGUUCUCCUCUGGGUCGUGUUCAGGCCUGCUUCCGGAGAGUUCCAUUAGAGAGAGAGAGAGACUCUUCCCCUUAACAAUUUUGGUGAUUGCAGAUCUGAUGAAAGGAAGACAGAUAAGGACCAGUUGAGAGAAAGAAAAAAAUAAAGUUGUCUAGUUUCACACAUACUGUUUCUAGUCAGUUAGCCAGUUUCUGCUGUGUCUGGGCAGCUUGAACGUCUUGGACUAUUGGUGGUCUGUGUGGAAGACCCCUUUCCCUCUCACAAUAACUCUCAUCAUCCCCAACCCACCGCUGUGUCAGUCCUCCCCCCUCCCUGCCCUCUAGUUCAUUCUGCUUUCCUGACCACUGUAACACUGUAGUAACUAACUGCCUCCCUACUCUCACUAACGCUACCAUCCUCUCUCCCUCUCUGUCCUGUGUCUGCUUGUCAUUCCUGUGUGUGUGUGUGUGUACCUCUGCGUACAUAUGCACGUGUGUGUGUGAGCGUGCUUGUAUGCUUGUCGUCCAUCCGUCUGUGUGUGUGUGUGUCCAUGUAUGUGUGUAUGUGCUUGCGCGUAUGCUUGUUGUGUGUGUGUGUGUGUGUGCCAGGUGUGUGUGUCGCUGCAGGCUGAGAGGGAUAGGGUAGAGCAGCUGUCUCAGAGUGUGUGUGAGCUGCGCUCCCAGCUCCACUGCUGUCCUGAGGCCAUGAAGGAGCCCCUACAGGAGCAGCUCGCCAGGGUCAGUACACACACACACUUCCUGCUAAAAUAAACCACUUCCUGUGACACACACCUUCCCCACCUGUUCACUCCUCUUCCUCCUUCCCCCUAUCAUUUGUCUGCAGGAGGGUCUCUCUUCCUGUCUCGCUCUUCCUCCUUACCUCUCCUCCUGUCUGUCAGUUUCAGUAUGUCACAUCAUGUCCUUCAGAAAGCGCCACACUCUCAGCCUGCUCAUUGGGGUAGUAGCUGUUUUUUGAUGAGGAAGCAUGGUUGUAUGGUAUGUUUGGCAAGAGCAUGCCUUGGUAUGGGUGUGUGUGUGUGUGUUUGUUUGUGCGUGUGUGACUGAAUGCUCUCUCCCUCAUGCAGAAAAUAGUGAUUAAACAUUGAACACUUGCGGACAGCCAAAAUGUUACAACACAAUCUGAGAAAAACGUGCGUGUGUGUCAGGACUCUGAGGUACUGGAGGCUGAGACGAAGCGUUUUGAGGACCUGGAGUUUCAGCAGCUGGAGAGAGAGAGUCGUCAUGAUGAGGAGGAGGAGACAAACACACAGCACCUCCUCAGAGAGAUCGCUGACUACCAACGCAGCUCCGUCACACGCAAGGUACGCUGUGUGUGUUAGAGUACGUGUGUGUUUUGUGUGUGUGUGUGUGUUCAACUGUGUGUGUUCAACUGUGUGUGUUCCAAGGAGAGGCUGGUGGCCCUAAAAAAGCAGGCGGGCCAGAUUACCCAGCAGGCUCAGCGAGAGAAGGACAGCUUCCUGAAGGAGAGGACCAACCUGCAGAUGAUGCUGCAGAGGGUAUGUAUGCACAGUGUGUGUGUUUAUGUUUGUGAGUGUGUGUGUGUGUGUGUUUUGCGACAGUCGAUUGAUUUCAGUCCUAAUUGCUAUUAAAGUCUCUCUCUCUCUCUCUCUCUCAGGAGAAAGAUAACCUUGCCUCUCUGGAAAGGAUGUAUGCUGACCUCACAGGUGGGCAGGGCUUCCCUCUCAGCCCUAUCAGUCUCAAGGAGGUAUGUUUGACUUUUGCCUAGCAACCAUCUCCAUUCCCACCCAUGGUCCCCCUCGUCUCACUGUCUUCCUCCUCUCAUAUCUUCCUCUCCUUUCCUCCUUUCGUGUUUCCUAGGAUACGGCGUUGCUGGCUGACGUGUGUCGAUCUCCUAGCGACCAGUCCCGUGACCACGCCUCUUCCUCUCUUUCUUCUCUUAUCCUUCCUGCUGACCUGCUGGUCCUCUCCUCCCUCCUUUCCUCUCUUUCCAUAAAGAGCGCUGAGGUACUAUGUCCUCCCUCCAUCUAUCUCUCAUCCCUGCCCCCACCUCUCUCUCUCUCCAUCAUCCCUAGUCAUUUAAAGUAACUUUCCAGUGUUUCCAGAUUUCUAUUAAAUAUUACCUAUAAUUAAUGACAAAUAGUUACAAUUAAUUACCAAAAAUGGUAAUUGAGUAUGUUAAAAAUAAGCUUUUCGGUGUUGGAUUGGUGUGGACGUACCCUAACAACAGAAUGGUGUGGGUGUAUACCGGUAGACUGCUGAUAGGAUGACAUCAUCUUCUGAGGAAAUUGCAAGCAUUCUUUAAACUGUCUGUUUGAGAUACAAGUUUGAGGUGGAGUUUUUUAAGUGUUUUUUUCUCCAAUUUAUACUUUGGCCACAAAUACGAGCAUAGGACUAGUCAACAACACUAUUUGGGUAUGCGUUAACUGAAUUUAAAAAAUGAGAGUUUCACUGGACAGUUACUUUAAGCUAGUGUUUCUUAACCUUUUUAGAACAAGGGACCAAGAUUUUAUGGUUCAAAACUAUAACAUGAGAACUAAUGGAAUGAGUUGUGUUGUGUGAUGGACAGUUUCUGGUAGAUCCAGGAAUCUUGAGGUUGAGAAGCACUUUUUACAGGCCAUUUUAAAAACACCUCCUCCUCUUGUCUUCCAUUUAUACAGUGAUAAUAACACAUUGCACUGGUAACAAAUUGGCCUUUAAGGAUGUUCCUAUUGUUUAUCUUUAACCUUCUCUCUUAAUUAAUUGUCUAUGUGAAACUAAUGGAACAUGUUUAACAUGCAUAACAGUACAGCUCUGUCUCUGAUGCUGCAGUUUGUAACUGACCAAGCUAACAUGUUUUAACAUGGCUGAAUCUCCCUCUCUCUCUUUCUCCCUCUCUCUAUCUCUCAACCCCCCUCUUUCUUUAAUCUCUCUCUUUUAAUCUCCCCCUCUUUCCCCUUAUCUUUCACCAUUGCUUCUGCUUCUCUCUCGCCUCUUCAUCUCUACCCACUUCUUCUCUCCCACAUUUUCCCUCAUGAUAUGUUCCAGGGCUAUGUAACAGUCAGUGAGAUCAAUGAACUUUACUCCCAGCUGGGGGGGAACCCUAGUCCCGCCCCUGCCCCUGUUCUGGCCAAACCCUCCCCUGAUUCUGAGCCUAGCCCCUCCCGUGACGACAGCGCCCCAAAACCAGCGGAGGACGAGGUGUGUGUAAGGGGCCUGUGUGUGUGUGUCUGAGUGCAUUCAGUUGGUCAGUAGGUGUGUGUGUGUGUGUGUGUGUGUGUGUGUGUGUGUCUGAGUGAGGGUAGUGUGUGCUGCUUGUGUGGAGGAGGAUAACUGUUGUCCGCUGUACUCUCUCUUCUUCUUUAAGCUCUGUCGCUCCUCCUCUCCUGUCGACUGUCCUUCUUCCUCCUCCUCUUCCUCACGACCCCUAUUGCCCCGCCGCCCCCCUCUCACCAAAACCCCCUCGGUUCAUUGGCCGGAGGACAUGGUGACCUAUCGUGACCCCUCUCCCCUCCCUGACUCUCCUCCUCCUCUGCCUGUCAAAAAACACCGCCACAAUAGGCAGGUAAAGGCUGUGUGUUUUGUGUUUUGUGCUGUUGUGUGUGUGUGUGUGUGAUUCUGACUAUUGUGUGUGUGUUCAGCACUUCCGUUCGCUGGAGGAGAGAAAGAGGUUAGUGAAAGAAGGUGGGGCCCACCUGAGUGACACAUUACCCAGGAAGAAGACCACGUCCAUUGUCACCCCUCAGUUCAGCUGUGCUACACUAGGACGCAGCAUGCCUAACAAGGUACACACACACACACACACACACACACACACACACACACACACAAUCAAUCACCUUUAAUCUCUCUCUCUGGUCCUCCACAGUCCCAUCAGCCCCUGGUCCAGAGUUCUAGCUGUGGCAGUAUUCUACCCCGGGCCAUGUCUGUCUCCUCCAGUAGAGACGCAGAUAAACGCCGCCUGCACAAGGGUGAGGACACACACACACCCGCCACCCAUUACACCUCACACAUGUAUCAUACAUGUGAAAAUGAAGUAGUGAGAGGGGAGGGAAGAGGAGUUUGUCUAGGAGAGUUGUCUGUCACGCCACCAGUGACCCUCAGGAUAAGUUAGUCACACAGCUUACCUUAUAAGGCAAAGGUUUCAACCCAUAAGAUGUAUCAUCAGAUGUGUGUGUGUGAUUGGUGGAUAGAAGCAUGGUUUGUUUAUUUGUUUGUGGAGAUAGUUGAGGAGAGGCAGGAAAUGCUCUCUGCUGUUGUGAAGCAUCCGUGAAUAGGUCCUAGUAACCCAUUGGAUAACGUGUGUGUGCGCGUGUGUGUGUGUUGUGGUGAGAUUGAAGCAUGUCCCUUGGGCUGGGUGUGUCUCUGACCCUCUUUGGGUGAUGGUAUCAGGCUUCCUGUGUUUUUGUGUGUGUGUGUCUUUCCUGUACCCAACUGUAGUGUGAUACGUUAUUCCCUUCGUAGUGACAGUCAGGUUGGAGGUCCACUGGUUGUGGUUGUUAAUUUUGUUGUGGCUGGGCAAUUAUUUUUGGACUAUAUGGUUUUGGACAUUGUUAUUUGGACCUUUUGGUUGUGGUAACUUUUUUGCACCUUUAGUUUGCUGUGUUUUAACCGUGGCUGGUCAGUGUGAUCAGAGGGAGGGCCAUCGCUCUGUACCGUACGGUCAGACUGUGGUCCCUGAGGUGGGGAGUGGUCAUGGAGAACAGGGCUCAGUGCAGGGAGGGGCACAGACAGGUAACUCGAUGGUUUACACACAUCAAAUACACAUCAAACAUGCACAGCUUUCUCUCUCUCUCGCGCUCUGUUUUUUAAAUCUUUUUUAUCCUCUCUUUCUGGUCUCUGUUCUCUCGCUCUCUGACCCUGUGUGCUUUGGUAGUGGUUUCUCUCUCUCUGACUGUGUGGUCUUGUUGUGGUCCAGGUCAGCCGAGCUCUCGGGCCGCCUCCCAGUCCAACGUGUACCUGGACACCUACGGUUACCGUGAUAACGGCCAGGCAUACGACACCAUGAGCGUGGACAGCUCUGACUCAAUGGAGACCAGCAUCUCUGCCUGCUCCCCCGACAACGUCUCCUGGUAGAUGGCUGUGUGUGUGUGUGUGUGUGUGUGUGUGUGUGUGUGUGUGUGUUCAGAGGCUGAAUGUGCAUACCGAUCAUAUGAAGUCAGUUUUUCAUUUUCUAUAAUGUGAAACAUGGAGGGGGAGAGAGAGGGAAAGGGAGUGAGAUGAAUGUUCAUGCAUGUUGAAACGUUUGUGUGCAUUUGUGUAGAGCUAAUGUAAAAAGUGUGUUUGCAAACGGACCCAUAGCUCUCCCGCCAUUUAGGCUCCCUCCUCGGAGGGAUUUGGAGGUUAGGGGAGUCAGGUUACAAGCGGGGAUAGCUAUCGAGCGGAGGUAGAUUUGGGGUUCAGCCCCCCUUUGGGGUGAAAUCAUGUGUUCUGCAUGUAGAGCGCUCUCUCUCACUCUCUCUGUCUCUGUAUCUCCCUCUCCCUCUGUAUCUCUCUCUCGCUGUGUCUGUAUCUCUCUCUCUGUAUCUCCCUCUCCCUCUGUAUCUCUCUCUCUCUGUGUCUGUAUCUCUCUCUCUGUAUCUCCCUCUCCCUCUGUAUCUCUCUCUCGCUGUGUCUGUAUCUCUCUCUCUGUAUCUCCCUCUCCCUCUGUCUCUCACUCUCUCUGUCUCUGUAUCUCUCUCUCUGUAUCUCCCUCUCCCUCUGUAUCUCUCUCUCGCUGUGUCUGUAUCUCUCUCUCUGUAUCUCCCUCUCCCUCUGUAUCUCUCUCUCUCUGUGUCUGUAUCUCUCUCUCUCCGUCUCUCUCUGUCUGUCUGAAGAGGGUUCAGUCCAGCUCUACAUCCCUAGGUUUUAGAUGGGUUAGUCUGUUUCUGCACAGCACAGGUUUCUGUGGUCAAGACAUUGGAGCUGCUUGCUUGGUUCUGUGCACCGUGGAGCUUUCAUCGACACAGCAAAGCACAAUUAGGUUCUGUGGUUUCAUUUCGCAUUGGACUGGACUGAAGGUAAAACUGGAUUGGUUCUGUAAACUCACGGCACAGAUUCUGUUUUCUGUGGGUCUUGGCUCUGGCUGGUUCUUUUUGGGUUAAAUUGGACUGGACUAGCUUGGAGCAUCUGACUGGACCAUGAGCUCCGUUCCCUCUCAUCAACGCAGGUAAGCAGGAGUGAAGGCGAGGGAGAUUCUGGAGGAGAGAAAGAGUGAUGGAGAGGGGGAUGUGGAGAUGAAGGAAGAAUGACUUGAUAAAAAGAUAAUGUUUCUGUUGGAAAAAUAGAAGAGAUAUGGAGGCGACUGGGGUAGAGCGGGAAAAUGGUGUACGUGUGUGUGUAAAGCAAGGCUUGUUUAGACUGGGAUUAAUGUGUACCAUUCAUCUCAUCGAUGUUGUGACAUCCGCAGAGAAACAGACAGGAUAUCAAUUUACCUGGGGGCUGGACGAAAGAGGGGGGGUUGGGGUGAAGAGAAGUAGAUUGAACUGGACAUGAAAAGAGAGAGUUAUGCUCGCUUGUUAUGACCGUCAAAACCAAAACCGCCCGUCAUGUUGUCAUUUGUUGAUACAGUGAGAUCGGUUGUCAUAUGUACUCCAGCUGUGACUGCCUCGAUUAAUGGGACUGAGGGGGAAUGAAAUGAGAGGGAAAGAGAGAGGGGGGAAAAAGUAUUUGCAAAUAUGAGAGAAUUAUUUUAAGAGAAUGCAAAAGCAAUUGAAGAGAGAGAGAGAGGGGGAUAGAAAGGUGGACUGAGCUUCAGGUUGCUUAUAUUUCCUGGCUUGCGUUCCUGUUGGAUUACCUCUCUGAUCCGCAUGGCACUGUAAUCACACACACAAACACACACACACACACACACACACACACACAGUGCUCCAAUCAGGAUAAUUCCCAAAGGAGUAUCCAUGUAGCCUCGGGAAUGGAACACCAUAUGGAAUACUGCAUCUCUGUAAAGCCAUCACUGGAGUGACGUGUGUGUGUGUAUGUGUGUGUGUGUACUAGUUGUCAGUUAUGUGAGGGAGAGGCCUCUUUCUGAGAGGAAAAAAAGUGUCUGCUAAAUGAUUAAAAUGUAAGAGAAGAGAUGUCGAGAGGAGAUUGAGAUGAGGAAGGGGUAGAGAGAGAGAGAGAUGGGAGGGAAGAUAGUUGAGAGAAUGAUAGUGGGAGAGUUAGAGAAAGGAAUGAAGCAUUAUGGUAGAGAUUAAAAAGAGAUGGAGAGAGGAGUUAGAGGGGACGGUCAGACAGACUUAUUCCAGGUGUUUCUUUUGAAGUGGAAAUGAAAAGCAUCAGACUGUGCUGAGACACACACACACACACACACACGUCCAGGCUUGUUCUAAUAUGUUCCAGCAGGGCCCAGUCUUAAUGACCAUGUGUGUUCCAUGGGAAGAAUAAGUCCUGUACUGCAUCAUUCCCAGCCUGUAGAAUGUCUGUUUGUGUUGCAGUGCCAGUACGUCCAACGUGACCAAACUGGAGGAAAUGGAGCGUCUGUUGAGACAGGCUCAGGCAGAGAAGAAUCGCCUCAUAGAACACAAGGUAACAUACACACGUGCACAGACAAACAAACACACACACUGACAUCUAAAGUAAUGUGUGUGUUGUGUCUGGUGCAGGAGCAAGAAAUGGAGUCACGCAAACAGGCUCUGGAGGAAGAGAGGAGAAGGAGGGAGGAUCUAGAGAAACGACUGCAGGAGGAGACCAACCGACGACAGAAACUCAUCGACAGGGAGGUGAAACUACGGGAGAAACAGAGAGCACAGGUAAGAGAGAGAAAGGGCUAAACAACUAAACAAUAGGCAUACAUUUUCAUUUGACAUUUUAGUCAUUUAGCAGAUGCUCUUAUCCAGAGCGACUUACAGUUAGUGAGUGCAUAAUUUUUUUUUUCUUCAUACAAAACAGUAGCUCUCCAGGACUAAGAUUGGUGACCACUAGAGUAACCUUUAACCCCUGUCCCCACAGUCCCGUCCACUGACGCGCUACCUGCCAGUUCGUAAGGAUGACUUUGACCUGAGGGCCCAUAUAGAGUCAGCGGGCCACAGCGCUGACACCUGUUUCCACCUGUCCCUCACGGAGAAGACGUGCCGAGGAUUCCUGGUCAAGAUGGGGGGAAAGAUCAAGACCUGGAAGAAACGCUGGUUUGUCUUUGACCGCAACCGACGAACACUCUCCUACUUCUCAGGUAAAGACCGGACAGUGACCAUGGACUGGAGUGUGAGUAACACACACAACACAAAGUCAGAGUCUUCUGGUCUGCUUGUGUGUUUCUAACUUUUGUGUGUUUUGUCUCUGCUGCAGACAAGCAUGAGGCCAAGCUGAAAGGGGUCAUCUACUUCCAAGCAAUAGAGGAAGUUUACUAUGACCACUUAAAGAACGCACACAAGGUACCUACUCCUUUCUUGUGUGUGUGUGACACAUCCUUCUUUUAAAUGCUGAAUCCUUGUAGCCUGUAUCUAAUCCCUCUCCCCCUCUUUCUCUCCCCCCUCCAGAGUCCUAACCCGUGUCUGACGUUCAGUGUGAAGACUCAUGACAGGGUCUAUUACAUGGUGGCCCCCUCUCCUGAGGCCAUGAGGAUCUGGAUGGAUGUCAUCGUCACCGGGGCCGAGGGAUACACCCAGUUCAUGGUG
Molecule: messenger RNA, 17235 nt
Organism: Coregonus sp. 'balchen'
Lineage: Eukaryota; Metazoa; Chordata; Actinopteri; Salmoniformes; Salmonidae
Source: the annotation of a GenBank genome assembly